This is a messenger RNA of Struthio camelus australis, 1564 nucleotides long. The record is from RefSeq and is a predicted model, not a curated record. NCBI's taxonomy places the organism in Eukaryota, Metazoa, Chordata, Aves, Struthioniformes, Struthionidae.
AUGUCUACUUCUAGUACCUGGCAAAGCUUGGUAACUAGAGAAGAGCAAUAUUCAGUUUUCCAGCAUGGUGUUUGUAAGACCUCAGGCCAGAAGCGAGCUCCUAAACGGGGAGAACAGCAAGGAUGGAAUGACAACAGGGGAGCAGAAAUAAAACAGGACAAAUCUGAGUGGAGACCCUCUUUCAGGGAAUACCGUUCCUAUGAAACUGAAAGACAAGCGGAAUUCACAGUAGAAAAACCAAUUGAAAGAUUUGACCAUGAAAGGCCAAUAAGAGGACGCAGAGGAGGAAGAGGUGGAAUGCGAGGUAGAGGAAGAGGUGGUGGAAUAAAUAGAAGUUUUGAUGGCUUUGACCAAAGAGGAGAACGGGGAUUUGAAAGAGAAAAUGGGAAUGAUAAAACUGAGAUGGAACAGACUGCUCCAAUGGAAGAGACUGCAGAAACAGCUGAGCAGCCAGGGGCACCUGAAAGAGAACCUCUGAACAAAGUUGCUGAAGGGGAGCCAACGAAAGAAGUAGUUCAAGAAAUGACGUUAGAUGAGUGGAAAAAUCUUCAGCAACGGAAUCGACCAAAGCCUGAAUUCAACAUCCGGAAGCCAGAAUCCACUGUUCCUUCCAAAGCAGUAGUGAUUCACAAGUCAAAAUAUAGCGAUUUGCAAAAAGACGACUUUGAAGAUGAUUCUCACGUCUUCCGAAGAGCAGUAAAUGACAUAACAUCUCAGCUGGAUAUUAAUUUUGGGAGUCUCCCUCGCCCUGGCCGUGGAUCAAGAGGAACACGAGGUGGUUGUGGUCGUGACAGACGAGUUGAGGAGGCAGGGCCUCAACCGGAAGUAGUGGUGCAAAUUGUUGCUCCAAAUCCUGAUGACCCUGAGGAUUUUCCUGCUUUAGCCUGAAGGAACUAUCAUGAAUGAUGGUAUCUCAAAGUAGCUGUGAAAAGACCAAUUUUAUAUUGCUGUGGAAAAGAGUCUGAGUCUACAGGAAAAACUGAUUUUGUGUUUUUCUUUUUGGUGUGAAAUGAUUGUACCCCUUUGCUAUUGGAAGGGGGUUCUGGAGAUACCAGUGGACUGGAAUUCUGUCACAGGUUCCAGUGUCUCUCACUGUUUAUGGAAACUAUGUGAAGGCUUAUGGUACUCUACUACAAGGAUUCAAAUGAAGUUCAAGAGUACAGUGUUUAAAAUGUGUAUAUAGCAAUUAUCCCAUCUGGAUGUGAUCCUGGGCAAUAUGCUCUAGAGGACCCUGCUUGAGCAGGGAGGUUGGACUAGAUGAUCUCCAGAGGUCCCUUCCAACCUAAACGAUUCGGUAAUUACAUCCUGUUUUCUAGGACAGCAUGGUGAAAUGUAAGCUAUACAACGUAGUCUGCAAUUGGGACUCUAGCAAAACACCGUAGACAUCUGAAAGCUGCUUUCCCUAUUUCUUUGAGUGAAGUGUACCUUUGCAUAUCUUAUGCAGUUACAAGUUGCAAUUCUUUGGAGGUUGGCAAAUAAAGGAAAGUGCUCAUUGGUUUGGGUUUGAGGUGUUAUUUUCACAAGUCAGAGUAGCAAAUUGAAACUUUUGCUGUUUGGCUGUAGU